AUCAGACAACUUUACAGUCUGCUGCCUUGCAUUACUUCCCUGUUUGAAAGCCCCCAGCAAGCCUGUCCAUGGUCUGUCUGUGCAAUUCGUUCCUUAAUUAUUUAUGGUCAACCCACUAGCUCAAGAACACAGUUACUUUGCCUAUUUAUUUAUUUAUUUAUAGUUACUUUCUCUUGUUUGACAUAUAAUCUCAAAUUUACAAAGGGAGAUUUUUUUUAAAUGAGAUUUUAGGCUUUAAUAGCAUACUUUUAGAAUGAGAAACUGGAAGAAACGUAAUAUUGAAAAGUACCUACAUACAUUCUUGACCCUUUACAGGUAGAGGUUAUUCAUGAGGAUUAUUAGGUAUCAUGAAAGGGGGUAAAAUUGUCUCCAUUUUAUUGAAGAGAGAUUGAGGUUCAGAUGUGGAAACUUGACCAACGCCAUCUCUUUUCAUUUGGGCAGAGCUAAGAUUCAUACCCCAAAUGCAUAUCUGGAGAGCCCUUUCCAACACAUUAUAUUGUCUAUGGCAGGGUGAGUGUGAGAUGAGCAAAGAUGAGGGGUUUUUCAAAAGUCCACUUAAAAAGCCAGUGAUAGAAUGAGGUUUAGGUGUCAUGAGUUUGAUUAACAAAUGACUGGCUGUGACCCAAGCCCAAAAUGUCACAUCUGCUUCACCAGAACUGCAGGACAAGCACAAGUGUGGAUCAGAGGAUUUUAGUGCACACUCUGGGUGAUAUAAUUUCAAAUUCUGGCACAGGACUAGGAUAUAGAGCUGACAGAGGAGAUACUAAAGCCCUAUCAGUGUACCAACUUAUUUUCUGGGUUUUAUAUAUUGAGAACAAUUAUCAGCCAUCUCAUUAUGGGGUCAAGAUUCUCCCAGGGUUGUCUCUGGUGGGCCUCCCUUGCUUUGAGGGGACUUUGAAAGCAGGGCAGGCUGAGAAGAACUGACUGGAUUUGAUCAUGGAUGUGGGAAAGAAAAAUGCUAUGAAAACCAUGGGAACUCUGGAAGUUAAAAUAAUACACUCUGGAGAGUUUAAGGGUUUUGGAUAAGCUUUAAUUGGUAGAACAGAGAAGAAUGAUUAUGAAAAGUAUUGACUAGUAAAGGGAACUGCUGGGAAAUUGGUUAAGGUAUUAUUUUGAUCUAUUGAAUUUCUGCUAACUCAAGUAUUCACUUUAUGCCCUGAUCUUCCUGUGAUUUGUGUAUAUAUACUUCCUGUGUGAGCACAUCCUGUCCCUAAUUUCCAGGUUUCCAUAGCUUUAGCCUUACUUUGGAUCUGUUGACACAGUUUCUCACCAUCUUAGUUGAUUACAUCAGUUUAUGUUGCUGUCACCUCAAAUCCAACAUGUGCAAACCUAGCUCUGCAUUAAAAAAGAAAGAAAGAAAGAAAGAAGAAAAGCCUUUGCUUCAGCAGCCCUAUUUUUACUCAGAUGAGGGUUUGGGUCAUGUUACCUUAACCAAAGUAGAAGGUGAUUAGGAACUGGAAGGUGAGGGGGUAUGAUUCUGUAAUAAAUGUUAGUUUUUAAAAGGCCAGUAUUUUGUGCUUUUGGUUUACGCUUUUUUCUUGUGGGAAUUAGGGAAAGUGCUUCCCUAGAAGUCCCAGCCAGUAGGUUAAUAAAUUACCGGUUCUUAAGAGUUUUGCGUACACUUGUCAGGAUCACUGAAAAAGAACAAAUCUAACAAUGUUGAACCAUGUCAAAUCGCCAAAAGCUGAUAUUAUGCAGUUUUUUACUUUAAAAAGGCAAACAAAACAGCAGUAUGUAGUUUUGAUGUGGUAUGACGUGCCAUAUAUUAAAUGAACUGCACUGCGACUCUGGUGAGAAGAUAAGCGCCAGGUUUCUCGAGUAAGGGGUGGAGGGCGUCUAGCACCGGAGCCUCCGGUAACCACAAGAGAGGAAGCUCCUGCCGCGGCUCCGAUCUCCUUUUAAGUCUUGGCCACGCCCCUGUUUUGCAGCUGCCGUAGAGUGCGACGUCGUGCCACGCCUAUUGGGCGCUUUUUAUGACGCAGUAGGCCGCGGGGUUUUUUUUUUUUGCGCGGGAAAAGGGGGCAGUCUGGAGCUCUAGGCUGUGUUGCUUGGACGGGCAGUUUCUGUGGAGUUGCCGCUCGCUCUCUGUCCCUGCCGGCUAUGGGGUUACUGGAGCUGUGUGAGGAAGUGUUUGGUACCAAUGACCUUUACCGAGUGUUGGGCGUGCGGCGCGAGGCCUCGGACGACGAGGUCCGACGCGGCUACCACAAGGUAUCCCUGCGGGUGCAUCCGGACCGGGUAGGCGAGGACGACAAAGAGGACGCCACCCGCCGCUUCCAGAUCCUCGGGAAAGUCUAUUCUGUUUUGAGCGACAAAGAGCAGAGAGCAUUGUACGAUGAACAGGGAACCGUAGACGAAGAUUCUGAUGUGCUCAGCCAAGAUCGGGACUGGGAGACGUACUGGAGGUUACUUUUUAAAAAGAUAUCUCUAGAAGACAUUCAAGCUUUUGAAAAGACAUACAAAGGUUCUGAAGAAGAGCUGGCAGAUAUUAAACAGGCCUAUUUGGAUUUCAAGGGUGACAUGGAUCAGAUCAUGGAGUCUGUGCUGUGUGUGCAGUACACAGAUGAACCCAGGAUAAGGAACAUUAUUCAGCAAGCCAUUGAUGCUGGAGAGAUCCCGUCCUAUAAUGCCUUUGUCAAAGAAUCGAAGCAAAAGAUGAAUGCAAGGAAAAGGAGGGCUCAGGAAGAGGCUAAAGAAGCAGAAAUAAGCAGGAAGGAGCUGGGUCUUGACGAAGGAGUAGAUAACUUGAAAUCAAUCAUUCAGCCUCUGGCAACCACUAUGUAUCUUUGUCUCUGGAUAGCCUUGUGUUUUGAAAGCUUGUGUUUUAACUUCUUAAACAGAGCAGACAAAAGGAUCGGCAAAAAGAAAUGGACAAUUUUCUGGCUCAAAUGGAAGCAAAGUACUGCAAACCUUCCAAAAGAGGAGGGAAAAAAACGCCUCUCAAGAAAGAAAAGAAAUAAUGGGAUUUUCUCUUCAGAAGUCCUUUGGUGUUAAUUGGCGCCAUUGUAGGCAAGAUACAGUCAAGAUUUGAAGAAAGAAGUCAACCCUGCUCUUGAGAAAAGCUGUCUUUCCAGCCUAAAUUCAGCUCUACUCUAAACCAAGCAGAAUCUCUCAACCUGAUUUUAGUAAUUCUAGAAAUCCCCUGACAUUCUUUGAGGUCCUGCAUGAAGGAAUUUGGAGAUUUUUGUGGGAAUGGGGGAGUGAUGUACUUCCUGGCAGUGCUUGCAUCUGUGAUCUUCUGUACAAGGAACUUAUAUCUAUAAUGUGGGUCUGUCCCAUAUUGCCUUUAGCAGUUGUUUUGCCGCAUGAGUGUGCACACAGCCACAGAGUAUUCGGAGUGACGUGUGUGAUAUUAGAACAGUAAUUCUGUUCUAGCUCUGCCUAGCUAGAAUGUUUUCAGAACACUUGGUGGACAUCUUUCUUUCAAAUAUUUGCCAGUUUACUUUCAGGCUUAAUGUUCUUGAAUAGAUCCUCUCUCCUUUUUGUUUUACACAGCCAGGUUUUGUACUCUUUGUUAGAAGUACAGGAGAAACAGAUGUUGAGAUUACUUUAAGCAUCUUUGUAAGACUUGUACAUGAUGAAAUAAACAAGUUAAAAAUGA
This is a messenger RNA of Mustela lutreola (European mink), 3601 nucleotides long. It is a transcript of the gene DNAJC9, whose product is annotated as DnaJ heat shock protein family (Hsp40) member C9. Gene Ontology annotation, cellular component: cytoplasm; nucleus. The record is from RefSeq and is a predicted model, not a curated record. Gene Ontology annotation, molecular function: heat shock protein binding. NCBI's taxonomy places the organism in Eukaryota, Metazoa, Chordata, Mammalia, Carnivora, Mustelidae. Bases 2101 to 2994 code for a protein of 297 amino acids. The transcript has 5 exons.